Messenger RNA from Oryzias melastigma (Indian medaka), 4650 nucleotides. RefSeq names its product glucose-fructose oxidoreductase domain containing 2 (gene gfod2). The transcript is spliced from 3 exons. Gene Ontology annotation, molecular function: nucleotide binding. The record is from RefSeq and is a predicted model, not a curated record. Bases 1720 to 2934 code for a protein of 404 amino acids. Lineage: Eukaryota; Metazoa; Chordata; Actinopteri; Beloniformes; Adrianichthyidae.
UUUAUGUUGUGAAUUAGCGGCAGAUACAAAAAUGCAGCUGAAAAAAGCUUGUAGGUGUGACAUAGAAGCUACUACAGUUAGCCACAAGCGUCCUGCUCCGCUUCAUUCUGAUGCGUUCGCGUGCACACAAAUAGAUCCAUAUAUGUCUUUGUUUUCCUUAUCCGAGCUGGCAUCUAGAUCAAAACUGUAAGGCUGGAUAUCUCAAAUAUUGCUCACCAUUUUUGCUGAACCAAUAACUGGGGUUGGGUGACCACUGGGAAUGCUUUUACAAUGUGCAUGUUUAAUAACCCUUGUGCGAUUCUAGGUAUAUAUGUUGACGUUGAGAGUGGGGUCAUCUGGACCCUAGAAGACAGUGUGCUGAACUUUUUUUUCUCAGAAGCUGUUGGAUUAUCUAAGAUUCCUAUCCUUUUCCUUCAUCAAAUGUCUUAAGACAAUAAUUAUUUAUGCUUUUGACAAGUGCAGACUCAAAUAUUUGACCUUUGCAUUAAUCAGCCUCUGUAAACACUAUUUAAUUUGCAAUAAUCAGUCUCACAAUAUCAAGAUGUCUGUCAGAGAUAUCUUAAGUGUGCAUGUCAUCCAAAUUAUGAGGUGGAUCUUUACACAGAGGUCGAUAUAAGAUUACAUUUCAGUCUAGUUUUACAUGGUAUCAUCAGGUGCGUCACAAAGUAGUUAAGUACAUCUUACUUACUAAGCCAGACAUAUCAAGUACCAUAGGUCAAAAACAGGUUGGGUCAUUUAGAAAAAUAAUGAACUUCUCAAAAAAGGAUAAAGUAGUUCUCUUAGUGUGUAAUUUGGUCAUGCAUUAUUUUAUUACUGUCCACACACAACUCUGCAAACAAUUAAAUAAAUCUUGCACAUAAAAGGAUACAACUAGCUGUUUUCCUUAGUUUUCAUCCUCUUGAGCACAGUUUGCAAGCCUAGUCUUAGUGUACAAAUUAGUGGAGAGUGCAAAGCUGGAAGCAUUAGACUUCCAGGUGAGCUAUUUAUAAACUUAAAGAAUGAGUUUCCAGGAAGCAGGACUGUCGACAAAAAUUCCCAUUCAUCUGGGGGAUGUUGUCUUGAAGUGAAGUCGUGGCAUCUGGACUCAAGUCUGUUUUCUUGAAAUGUUUCAACACAUGUAAUUAACAUCAUAUCAGUUAUCAAUAGGUUUUAUUUUAAAGAUUUAUUAUUACAAAUCACUUGUUAAAAGUAAAAAAGAAAAAAAAAACUUGUGUUGUAAAGUCUUGUGAUACAUGCCCGAUAAAUAAAUGUAAUAAUGUAUUUUGCUUUAAAUAGAGUUUUGUUUUUUUUUUUUUUUUUUUUUUUUUACUUUACUUUAAAAACCACAGUGUGAAAAAUUAUGAUUAAUCUGAUCUUUUUUAUCUGUAAAAUUAUCUACUCACAAGAAAGUGCUUAUUACAUUGGUCAUUUCUAAACUGUUAAAAACUAAGCCAAAUGAAAUAUCUUAAAUAAUCAAGAAGUUUUAGACAAUUAACAUAUAAAUUCAAUUGUACUACUUUUUUUCCCCUUACUAUUAAAUUUGUUUCUAUUGGAAGGCAUUUUUUUAAUCAAUCAAGAAUGUACAUAGUUUAAUAAAGGUUGAGAGCCACUGUUACAGUAGUAUCUUCAGUAUUUCCGGUUUCCUCAGUCCUGCUUCUGUUCCCGGCUUCUGAUUGGCUGCUCCCGGACUGGAGUUACCAUGAGCCACUGGGCAGUGCCCGGCUGAACAUUUACCUGCGGAUGUUGACUUGGCAAAAAAGCUAUGUUCCUGAAGAUGCCAGUGACGUCACACUAAGUGGCAUUGCCAUGUUGCCAGGAGUCGGUGUGUUUGGCACCGGGAGCACAGCCAGAGUGCUGGUCCCGUUGUUACAAGCUGAAGGCUUCGAAGUUCAUGCACUUUGGGGACGCAGUGAAGAGGAGGCGUGCGGCCUUGCAAAAGAACUGGGCAUCCCGUUCCACACCAGCCAGUCUGAUGACGUCCUUCUACACCAAGACGUUGAUCUUGUUUGCAUCUAUAUUCCUCCUUCAAUGACGAAACAAAUUGCUGUCAAAGCACUGGGUAUAGGUAAGAAUGUGGUUUGCGAGAAAGCUGCCACUGCUGUGGAUUCUUUCAAAAUGGUGACUGCAGCCAGAUACUACCCCCAGCUGCUCAGCAUUAUGGGUAAUACCCUGCGCUUCCUGCCUGCUUUUGUUGAAAUGCGCCAGAGGCUGCUCGACGGAUAUGUCGGUGAAAUACAGGUCUGUGAUGUCCGGGUCUACGGGCCAAGCCUUCUGGAUCAUUCAUAUGGCUGGACGUGUGAGGAGCUGAUGGGAGGAGGGGGGCUGCACACUGUUGGCUCUGCCAUAAUUGACCUUUUAAGCUACCUGACCGGCACACGAGCUCACAGGGUGCACGGUCUGACGCGCACUUUCAUGCAGCAAAACAGCUUGAUCCGAGGCAUCCGCCGCGUCACCAGCGAUGACUUCUGUUUCUUCCAGUUGUUAAUGGGCGCAACAGGGUCGGGUGGUGUCUGCUGCACUGUGACGUUGAACUUUAACAUGCCCGGGUCAUUUGUGCAGGAGGUAAUGGUAGUUGGAUCCACUGGGAGGCUGGUUGCCAGAGGCACAGAUCUCUAUGGUCAGCGCAAUGGGAGUAAGGGGGAAGAGCUGUUGCUAGGAGGAAACGGGUGGCUGGGACCGGAGGUGAAAGAGAUGCCCCUGCCUCACCUCCAUGGACUGAGCUCCAUGGUAAAAGCACUGAGACAGUCUUUUCAGGCUCACGAAGAGCGCCGAUCGUGGGAUCAAAGACCCGUUGCAAUGGCGUCCACUUUCGAAGACGGUCUGUAUGUGCAGACUGUGGUCGAGGCCGUGAAGAAGUCCAGCAGCACUGGAGAGUGGGUGUCUGUGGAGAUCAUGAGCAAGGAGCCAGAUCCAAACCAGAACCUCUGUGAGGCUCUUCAGAGAAACAAAAACUGAGAUAAUUUAUUCACCCAGACUUGCAGGUGUGACGGAACUCGGCUCUGAAUAUUUUUCCUAAAUUCAGCCGUCUGUGCCGUUUACAUCCCACUUGACUACUUUGUACGUUAUAGCUCUUUUAUUUUGUCAAGCAACAGCAUGUUUUGCUGUUAUUUGUAUUUACACUAAAUUUGUAUACGACAGCUCCAUUAUUUGGAUUCUGUUCGGAAAAUAUUGCUUAGUUUCAGUGUCAACAUCAACCUUAGCCAGAAUGGCCAAAAAUAUUUGCUUUACAUAACACUAAAACUACGCGUACAAGAAACAUUGAUCCGUGAAAUACCAAAUAGCUGACUCCAUAUUUGCUCCCAUUUAAUUAAAACUGCUUAAAUGUUCUUCAAAACCAGUUAUUAGUGAGUCACUGGAUCAUUUUAGUUGGUUUAGCAUGUUUGAUUCAACUGGAUUAUGACAGCAGAAUAUAGUUGAACUGUGAGAUUAUAUUUAGCAUAAAAUGUAGACUCUUUCAUGUUUCAAUCAGAUAAUAGCUGUUUUAAAAACACUCUAUUUUACUAAAAGGGAGUGUUUUUCUCAGGUAUAAAUGUCGGUUUGACUCCCAAACCCCUGUUAUUCUGGCGGCACUUGAAAAGUUUUUCAGUUCAAGUUAAACUAGUGCAGAAUGGGAAUGAUGGAGCCGUCAACGGUUUACCUGUCCUAUUUUUCUUUGAUUGUUCUGUUUUUAUGGUUGAAUACUUUUUUGUUUUGCUGUCAUGCUGAGUCAUGACCCACAUCAAUACCAGGGAUUGUCUAAAAUAAGCUAAGUGUAAGUCAUACAUAUCUUAUUUGUUGCAGCAUCCCCAGAAUGAGCCAGGUGACAUUUGGAAAUUGUUUUCAUGAUUAAAAAUUGUCCUUGAAACUAGACCUUUAGUUUGAAUAUGUAACCAUUUGACAACUCAGUGAAAGAUUUGUUUACAUUUGUUUUGACUAAAAUUAUUUAAAAGAUCCGAUUUAUGCAAUAAAAAUGAUUGCAGAUGUGAAAGGAGUGUUAAGGCUGGCACAAAGCGUUUAACCCUCUGGAAUGUUUUUGUUCGUUUUGCUUGUUUGUUUUCUGAGUAGAAUCACUGGAUUUAACCCUAAAUGAGUACCCCGACUAUUGAAUUGUUACAUUCACUCACUGCAUUUCACUUGUUCUCACUAAUAUUGGUCCUAAAAUCAAGCCUAAGUCAGAACUCUUACGGUGUUGAAAGCAGAAAUAGGAAGUACUGGUUUGAAUUGAUGGAUUUGCCCUUACAAGUUUAGUGCUUACCUCAACAGUGCUUUACAUAAAACACACGUUUACAUCUACUGUCUUUGAAAACACUCAACCUUUCCCUGUAGAAUGCAUCACUACUAAAAUACAUUCCAUUAUUAUUAACCAACUUUUUAUUUUUGCACUGAAAGAUGCAGCCUAUUUAUGGAACGGCGGCACCGGCCAGCUUGCUCAAAAAGUUGAAUUUAAUUUAGAGAAAGACGUUUUUUUAUUUAUUUAUGAGAUGUUGAACAAUAGUUUCUAUUGUCUGUUCUGUCUGGUGUUUGUGUUUCAGCCUGUGACUUCAUUUUAAGCUGCAAUAUUUAUCUUUUUUUGUUCUUUUUGACAUUCAGAAUUUUAACAAAUGUGACUUCAGCACUAAUUUUGCAUUAAAGUUUGGACUGUACUGCUUAUGUGUUUCUGAUCAUUUCUUGGAAUAAAAGCCUUUUUUGUCA